Molecule: messenger RNA, 2720 nt
Organism: Camellia sinensis
Lineage: Eukaryota; Viridiplantae; Streptophyta; Magnoliopsida; Ericales; Theaceae
Source: RefSeq, a predicted model, not a curated record
GUUUCAUUGUCCUUUUGUUGUUCCUUCAUUUUUAACUCUACCUAUUUUGUGUCUCCUAGUUUUGAGGUUUUCUGAUAAUUAUAAAACAUGGGUUUUUUGUUAUUUGUUCUGUAUUGGAUUCACCAUUGACUUUUUCUAGAUCUUCAUUGUUGUUGUUCCUUGAUCAAAAGCACACAACUUUGUCCCAAAUGCUAUUUUGUCUGAUGAUUUUGUGUCUUUGCAAAUUCAGGCUUUAAUGAAGAGAACCUAUGAAAGAAUUUAGUGAAACUGUGACUAGUUUGAUAAAAUUUUGAAAACUAAGAUAAAAAAUUUCCUGCUGCAUUGUGGGGAAGAUGUUGUGUACUUGCUCCGGCGAGCAAUUUAAGUUGGAAGAGCCGGUGCCGCAGUCACCGGAGUCACUGGCGACACGGGAUUUCUCAGCCGGUGGCCUUUCAUCGAGGACCGCAGACUGGGAAUCGAAAUUUGAAGAUGCCCAAGUGGAUGAAGCUGAGUCCACCCUGAAGGAGGCUCUUUCCUUGAAUUAUGAGGAAGCUAGGGCAUUGUUGGGGAGACUUGAAUAUCAAAGAGGGAAUUUUGAUGCAGCCCUGCAAGUGUAUCAGGGGAUUGACAUUAAAACUUUGUCACCUAGGAUGAUUAAAGGUAUCAUGGAGAGAACCCGACGGCAAAAACCACGUUCCAAAGGCGAAAACAUGCUUACCGGCGUAAUGUCACUGCAUUCUGUCAGCCUACUACUUGAAGCAAUCUUUCUCAAAACAAGAUCAUUGGAGGAGCUCUGCCGAUUUAAAGAGGCUGCAAGGGAGUGCAAAACAAUUUUGGAUAUAGUAGAAUCAGCACUACCUAAUGGAAUGCCUCAGGGCAUUGGUGAAGACUGUAAGUUACAGGAAAUGUUCCACAAAGCGCUCGAAUUGCUCCCAAAAUUGUGGAUACAGGCUGGUUUUCUUGAUGAAGCUAUCGCUGCAUAUCGUUGCGCUUCAAUCAAGCCAAGGAAUUUGGAUCCCCAACGGUUGGCUAAUUUACAAAAAGACUUAGCCGCCACAUUGCUCUAUGGAGGCGUUGAAUCAAGCCUCCCCUCUCAGUUACAACUAUGGGGUCUAAAUACCCCUAAAAGCAACACAGAGGAAGCAAUACUAUUGUUGUUUAUACUUAUGAAUAAGGUUUUGUAUGGUGAAAUACAAUGGGAUGAUGAAAUUAUGGAUCAUCUGACUUUUGCCCUCUCCGUGUGUGGCCAAUUUGAGUCUCUAGCCGAGCACGUGGAGCAAGCUCUUCCAGGAACCUACAACCGAGCUGAGAGAUGGUACUUUCUUGCUCUUUGCUACAACGCUGCAGGUCAAGAUGAAACUGCACUGGAUCUUAUAGAAAAGGUCUCAGGAUCUUCAGAAGCCAAGCAUAAGCCCCAUUUCGCUUCGUUUCUGCUUGGGGCGAAAUUGUGUUCCCAAAACCCAAUCCAUGCUCAUGAGGGGAUUAAGUUUGCUCGUCGAGUGAUUGAUUUAGGAACUCAUGGGAAUGAGCAUUUUGCGGGUCAGGCUCACAAAUUUCUUGGUGUUUGUUACGGGAACGCAGCGCUAAUUUCCAUUUCAGAUUCUGAAAGAAUUUGCUUUCGUAGAGAGUCUUUGAAUUCGCUAAACUAUGCUGCUAAAAAUGGUAGGGAGGACCCAGAGUUGAUGUUUAGUCUUGGGCUAGAGAAUGCGGUGCAGAGGAAUUUGAGCGCAGCAUUUGAUGAUGUCAUGAUGUACUCGGGAAUGCUAGCUGGAAGCUCGGGAAAGGGUUGGAAGCUUUUAGCUCUGAUAGUAUCAGCACAGCAAAGACUUGAAGACGCUGAAUCUAUAGUUGAUCUUGCUUUGGACGAGACUGGAAGGAUCGACCAGUUUGAUCUUCUUAGAUUAAAAGCCGUUCUUCAAAUAGCUCAAGAACAACCCAAGCAAGCAAUAGAGACAUACAGAGUUUUGCUAGCUCUUAUUCAAUCACAUAGACAACAAAGUACAAACUUUGGCUCCAAGGAAAGAAGAUUAGAAAUGGAAGCUUGGCAAGAUCUGGGAAAGAUCUAUACGAAGCUCGAGUCAUGGUUUGAUGCAGAAAUUUGUCUAGGCAAAGCCAGGUCGAUUGAAUUUUACUCUGCUAGUAAUUGGCAUACAACAGGUACGUUGUUUGAAGCACGAGCGUUGUACAAGGAAGCCCUCGUUGCAUUCUCAAUUGCAUUGUCUGUAGAACCUGAUUUUGUCCCAACUAUUGUUUCAACUGCUGUAGUUUUGAUGAAAAUGGGCGGUCAAUCGCUCCCCAUUGCAAGAAGUUUUUUGAUGAAUGCUUUGAGGUUAGAACCCACGAACCAUGAUGCUUGGUGGAACCUCGGGUUGGUUGCUAAGAUGGAAGGCUCAGUGCAUCAAGCAACGGAGUUUUUCCAAGCUGCGCAUGAGCUCAAGAUGUCAGCUCCUGUUCAAAGCUUUGUUUAACUGAGUUUGUUACAUCUAUUGAAGAUCAAUGAGGUUUAUUUGAUGUUUGGAAGUCUAAUGCCAAAGGGGUUGAAGAGAUUGAUUGGUUCACCAGAAAAAAUGUGUAUGGAGAGUAUGCUCAGUUUCAUUUUCGUGGUUAUAAUUCCUGUGACUGAUUUUAGAGUAACCACUGUUUCUCUUCAGCUCUGAAAUCCUGUAAACAAUUUGUAUAUUCAUUUGUCAAAAUGACAUUUUUUUAGAACUUUCUGUUCAUAUAUGGAGCUGUUUUAACCA